GGUGUUCGAGGAAAAAGAUCAUAAGGUCAUUCAGCGAGGAAACCGUAGUUCCAGAGACCGAGGCUGAAGGUGAAGAUGCGUCUUCCUCGCCGCAGGCCAUUGCUGAUGAGACCGUUUCGGUUCCAGUGUCCCCUUCAGACGCCCUCACCAUGUUCUUCCGCGCGGAAGGAACCAUGAAUGACGCAUCAAUUCCUCAAGUGACCAAGGCUUUAGAGGAAAUAGAAGGUAUAUCAGAUCUCAAAGUUCAAGUUGUCGAGAGCAUGGCAAGUGUGGAGUUGACAAAGCAAACAGCAAUACAAGCUACAGGGGUGGCUUCAAGUUUAGUUGAGACUAUACAAGGUUCAGGCUUCAAGUUGCAAACAUUGAAUUUGAGCUUUAAGGAUAUUGAAGAUCUGUAAUAGACUUGGCAUGUGAUCAUGCUUCCAGAAUGAGUAUGCUUUCCCUUUGGCAUUGCUGCCAGCUAAGUAGGCAUGUGUUGUUACUUGUUAGUAUCAUGCUUAAUAAAAUACAUUUCCAUAGUUAUAUGGUUCUUUUUGGGUUAAUUGUUACUUAGGUUGCUUAUGUAAUCCAGUUUGUAAUUGUCUUGUUAUAACAGAAUUUUUUUUUGUAGUCCUUUAAUUUUUUUCCUGUAGUUUAAGAAUGUGUUCAGUUUUAACAAAAAGGUAAAACUAAUGGUUGGAUUGCACAUUUACUACUAUGAGUGUUACUCCUAACUCAAACAUGUCUUUUUA
This is a messenger RNA of Cuscuta europaea, 731 nucleotides long. NCBI's taxonomy places the organism in Eukaryota, Viridiplantae, Streptophyta, Magnoliopsida, Solanales, Convolvulaceae. The record is from the annotation of a GenBank genome assembly.